CACCGGACAGACUCCCUUCUGCAGACUUCCGAGCAUCGGAGCUCUGCGACUACGGGCAGUGCCGUUUUCCUACAUUAUCACCGGCUGAUCUGUUCGUAAUCUACGACGAUCCGGGGAGAUUUUUUUUUUCUAGGACUUGAAUGUUUUCCUGGGAUUGCUGACUCGUACUAUUUUCAGGUGGUUUUUAACUUAUACAUUACAAUGACUCGAGUUUACAUUGGUAAUCUGGAUCCACGCGUUUCAGAGAGGGAUCUUGAAGAUGAAUUUCGAAUGUUCGGUGUUCUUAGGAGUGUGUGGGUUGCUAGAAGGCCUCCGGGAUAUGCAUUUAUUGAGUUUGAUGAUCGCAGGGAUGCUCUAGAUGCAAUACAGGCAUUGGAUGGGAAAAAUGGUUGGCGUGUGGAGCUUUCUCACAACUCUAAAGGCGGUGGAGGUGGUGGUGGUGCUCGUCGUGGCCGUGGUGGUGGUGGUGGUGGUGAUGAUUUGAAAUGUUAUGAAUGUGGUGAACCUGGUCAUUUUGCUCGAGAGUGUCGUUCCCGUGGGGGCUCACGAGGCAUUGGAGGUGGCUUGCGUCGUAGUCCUUCUCCUCGACGCCGCAGGAGUCCAAGUUAUGAAAGAUAUGGUCGCAGGAGUAACAGUCCUCGUGGUAAAAGAUCUCCACGACGUCGCAGCAUUACACCUCCUAAGCGUGGUCGGAGCUACAGCAGAUCUCCUCCACUCCGUCAUGCUCGCCAUGCCUCACCUUAUGCUAACGGAGAUUGAUCCCGGAAUCAAGGCAGAUGCUGUGCUUGUAGAGAUUAGAUGAUGGUGUUUCUGCUAUACUGUAGUUCUAUUAGGAAUUGUGGAAUGAAGCGGAAUCAUGUAGUUAAGUUCGUCUUUGACAAUUGGUUCUCUUUGAAACCUGGAUUUGGAUGGGUGUCUACCAAGUGUUUUAAGCCACCAAAUGGCAUUCUGUCUGGAACCGUUUUGUGUUGGCUCUCUUCUACCCGCUGAAACUCGGAGGUCGCGUUCUUGCUUUCAAAAUGAUAUCUAUUCCCCAGAAUUUUAUAUAUACCUCUCUCUAUAUGUUUAUUAGUGUUUCUUUUUCA
Messenger RNA from Cucurbita pepo subsp. pepo (vegetable marrow), 1085 nucleotides. RefSeq names its product serine/arginine-rich splicing factor RSZ21. The record is from RefSeq and is a predicted model, not a curated record. NCBI's taxonomy places the organism in Eukaryota, Viridiplantae, Streptophyta, Magnoliopsida, Cucurbitales, Cucurbitaceae. Gene Ontology annotation, molecular function: zinc ion binding; RNA binding.